This is a messenger RNA of Spea bombifrons (plains spadefoot toad), 613 nucleotides long. It is a transcript of the gene RIDA, whose product is annotated as reactive intermediate imine deaminase A homolog. The coding region runs from base 92 to 511 and encodes 139 amino acids. Gene Ontology annotation, cellular component: cytosol. NCBI's taxonomy places the organism in Eukaryota, Metazoa, Chordata, Amphibia, Anura, Pelobatidae. The transcript is spliced from 6 exons. The record is from RefSeq and is a predicted model, not a curated record. Gene Ontology annotation, molecular function: deaminase activity.
UGCGCAUGGAGUUUCAGUGCAUGCGGUGUUAGUGGGUAAGUUAGUAGAUCGCAGACAGGGAGCUCUUGUGGGGCAUCCAGCGAUAAGCAACAUGGCAGCACUCAUCAGAAGAAUAAUCACCACCACCAAAGCACCAGCUGCAAUUGGGCCAUAUAGCCAAGCCGUGGUGGUCGAUAAGACUAUGUAUGUCUCCGGGCAGCUGGGUAUGGACCCUGUGACCGGACAGCUUGUGCCCGGAGGAGUGAAGAACGAGGCAAAGCAGGCUUUGAUAAACAUGGGCGAAAUCCUGAAAGCCGCAGGAAGCGAUUAUAAUAAUGUUGUGAAAACAACCGUUCUGUUGGCCGACAUCAACGACUUCAAUGACGUGAAUGAAAUUUACAAACAAUUUUUCAAAAAUAAUUACCCAGCAAGGGCAGCUUAUCAGGUUGCUGCGCUACCAAGAGGAGGGAGAGUGGAGAUUGAGGCUGUGGCUGUUGUCGGACCCAUAACUGAAAUUUCCUCCGCUUUAUAAGGACAGCCUGUUCAACACCUGACUGUGCCCAAGAAACACUGUAUUUUUUGUUGCUUUUUUUAGGAAAAGAUCAAUAAAUCUAUUUUACAUGCGCCAACAUAA